UCCAGGCGUCACCGGUCGCUCCUAACCUGUCAACGCCAAAAUAAAGGCAGCUAAAACUUUCCCUGCUCGGACACUACUUCAUCCUAAGGAAUAUGCAAUGACGCCCAUCAGGAAAUAAUAAUGUGAUGAGGAAACCCCAUAACCACCCACCACGUUGGCUGUUACCGCAAUGCCCGGUGCUCGGCGGUGUUCCGGCUCUCGCUGGGGGGGUCGCAGCUAAGGGAGCUAGUGGGCUGUUAGCUACCAGGCUAGCCGAGGCGCUAGCUUAAGAGUGGUACAGAAAGUGAAGAAGACGGCGGCUAAAGGCGACCUUUACGGACAUAUGCAACUGAUUUCAGGUGAGUGAUGGAAACCAGAGAGUUGACCGUGGUGGCCGGCAGCUUCGUCACCUUCCAGCUGCUCUUCUCGGUGGCCAGUCCGCUGCUCUCUGCGGUCCUCACGCCCGCCUACGGCCUCGUGCCCGCUAACAAGCUCACAGAGUGGAAUUCGAGGCUUGUUUCCACAGUCCAUGCGCUGGUCGUUGGGCUCUUCUGUCUCUACAUCCUUUGUUUCGACGACAAAGUCAACGCCGACCCUGUCUGGGGAGACCCCACUCUUGUGAAGCUCAACGUAGCCAUCACCUGUGGCUACCUCGUCUAUGACCUGGUGCUGCUGGCAUGUAACUGGAGCACCAUGGGAGACGGCUUCUUCGUGUGUCACCACUUGGCGGCGCUCUACGCUUACGGAUACGUCCUGACUCGAGGCGUACUUCCCUACUUUGCCAACUUCCGUCUCAUUUCAGAGCUGUCCACACCGUUUGUGAAUCAGAGGUGGUUCUACGAGAUGCUGAAGUACCCGCGCUCCCACCGGCUGGUGGUGCUGAACGGCGUGGCCAUGGCGGUGGUCUUCUUCCUGGUGCGCAUCGCCGUCAUGCCGCCUUACUGGGCCAGCGUGUUCGCCACCUUCGGGACGGAGAGCUUCGCGCGGCUCGGCCUGGGCGCCCAGGUGGCCUGGAUCUCGUCCUGCAUCGCGCUGGACGUCCUCAACACCAUCUGGAUGUACAAGAUCGCCCGCGGCUGCUACAAGGUGCUGACGGGCGCCGCCGCACGGCGCUCCAAGGCGGCGCCGGAGCCGGAGCCACUGGCGGCGCCGCCGCCGCCGCCGCCGCAGGACGCCGUGAAGAACCACGCCGACUGAAGCCGCCGGAGGUGGAG
Gadus chalcogrammus (walleye pollock) is the source of this 1193-nucleotide messenger RNA. RefSeq names its product TLC domain containing 4b (gene tlcd4b). Gene Ontology annotation, cellular component: membrane; endoplasmic reticulum. The transcript has 7 exons. Gene Ontology annotation, biological process: lipid homeostasis. The coding region runs from base 346 to 1176 and encodes 276 amino acids. Lineage: Eukaryota; Metazoa; Chordata; Actinopteri; Gadiformes; Gadidae. The record is from RefSeq and is a predicted model, not a curated record.